CUUGGUGGAUAACUGGAGAUGUUCCAUGCCGGAGCUGUGCCCUGGCACCUUGCUGGGCUGGACCCUCUAGCUGGUGCCAGCAGGAGCCCUUGAGAGAGGGCUGUGCCCAGGGCAUCGGGACUGCUUGGUCCCUGGCAUCACUUCCAGGAAGGUGGCACGUGUCUUGUGGCUAUUUCUGCCCACUGGAGUGUCGCAGGCAGGCGAAGGAAGCGAAACCACAGGGACCCCAGAGAAGUGCAGAUGGACGCGGGCUGGCGGGCUGCCCUGACUUGGCUUCCCUAGACCCCCCCGGGAUGGCGCCGCGGCGGGGCUGAGCGGGCCGGGAUGGGGAUGGACGGCCCGAGCGGGGGCUGCCCGCCCCCCGCCACCGCCGCCCCGUCGCGGGCGAAGCUGCCGCUCGGCAUCGUCUUCUCGACGGCGCUGUUCUGCGGGGAGGGAGCGGCGGCCGCCGUCCUCUCUUUCUCCUACGACCACUCCGACGACCGCUUCUGGCUGGCGCUCACCGUCUUCUUCGUGCUCUGCCCGUCCGUCCUGGUGCAGCUCACUCUCAUCUUCGUGCACCGCGACCUCAGCCGCGACCGCCCCCUCGUCCUGCUCAUGCACCUGCUCCAGCUCGGGCCCGUCAUCAGGUGCAUGGAGGCCCUGGUGGUUUGCUGCUGGUCGGGGAGGGAGGAGGAGCCCUAUGUCACCAUCACCCGCAAGCGGCAGCUGCGGAAUGGCUACGAGGUGGAGAUGGAGCAGGAGGUGGGCCACUCGGAGCGCCGGCUGGCCACCCACCGCAACGCCUUCAAGCGCAUGGCGGUCAUCCAGGCGUUCCUGGGCUCCACCCCACAGCUCACCCUCCAGCUCUACAUCAGUGUCCUGGAGAAGUACAUCCCCACAGCCCGAGCCAUUCUCAUGGCCAUCUCCCUGAUGUCAGUGACCUACGGGGCACUUGUCUGCAACAUCCUGGCCAUCCAGGUCAAGUACGAUGACUACAAGGUCCAGCUGCGGCCGCUGGCCUUCCUCUGCAUGGUGCUGUGGCGCAGCCUGGAGAUCUCUACCCGUGUGGCCGUCCUUGUGCUCUUCAGCACUGUCUUCAAGCACUGGAUCAUCCUCGUCGCUCUGACUAACCUACUGGUGGUCUUCUUCUUGCCCUGGGUGCAGUUCUGGCGGAGCGGCACCCGCCUGCCUGACAACAUCGAGAAGAACUUCAGCCGGGUGGGCACAGUGGUGGUGCUCUGUGCCUUCACCCUCCUCUUUGCCAGCAUCAACAUGUUCUGCUGGUCGGCCGUGCAGCUCAAUCUGACUGACCGGGAUCUCAUCGAAAAGUCACAGAACUGGGGUCUCCUGGCCGUGUACUAUGUGGUCCGGCUGGUGGAGAACAUCGUCCUCAUCAUCCUGUGGUACUUCUUUAAGACAGAUUUCUAUGAGCACAUCUGUACUCCACUGCUGGUGGUGCAGCUGCUCCUUGGCUACUGCCUGGGCAUCUACUUUAUGCUCCUCUUCUUCCAGUACCUGCACCCCUGCCGCCAGCUCUUCCACCACAACGUCGCCGACAUCCUGCACUGUGUCUGCUGCCGCCGGCACCUGCCAGGGACCCCUCUGCACCUCCAGGCACCCCACGAGCCGGGCGUGAGGCACAGCAUUGUCUGAGGGACAGCCAGCACCUGGCUUCUCCAUCCAGCUAUGGACACAGGGAUGGACAGUGCUGGGCUGUGCCAGAGCUGGAGGGGGCUCGUGGCACAAGCCGUACCAGAGGCAGGCACUGCCUGGCUCGGUGGUGGCAGCAGGUCCAGUGGUGUCCCCACAGUGGCAUGGGGACAGGAGCUUGCCUGCCUGCCGGGGACCAUGCACAUGGACACAAAGGACUUAGGGGGUGCCCAAACUGCCUGCCGUGGUGGGGCACAGCCCCUGGGGUGUCUCCACACCCCUGCUGUGGUGCAUACGGUGUCCCUGGGGCCACAAGACCCAGCAGGACUGUUUUAAGCAGUAAAGAAACUUUGCUGUGGCUGCG
This is a messenger RNA of Apus apus (common swift), 1996 nucleotides long. RefSeq names its product XK related X-linked (gene XKRX). The transcript is spliced from 4 exons. The record is from RefSeq and is a predicted model, not a curated record. Gene Ontology annotation, cellular component: membrane. NCBI's taxonomy places the organism in Eukaryota, Metazoa, Chordata, Aves, Apodiformes, Apodidae. Bases 325 to 1635 code for a protein of 436 amino acids.